This is a messenger RNA of Suillus paluster, 450 nucleotides long. RefSeq lists its product as uncharacterized. NCBI's taxonomy places the organism in Eukaryota, Fungi, Basidiomycota, Agaricomycetes, Boletales, Suillaceae. Bases 1 to 450 code for a protein of 149 amino acids. The record is from RefSeq and is a predicted model, not a curated record. The transcript has 3 exons.
AUGAUAGACUUGGAAGGAUUCACUCCCAAUCGGACCCAUGACGCUAAGUUUAGGCCGGUUGUCGUCGAGGGCCACAACUGGCUCGACGUUACCGAGAUUCGUUACACCGUUUUUCUGCGUGGCGGAGACGGCAAGUUUUAUUUCGAUAGCAAGGACUCUACGCACAUCGCAGAAGGGACACUUUUCCCUACUGUUCAGAUGGAUGAUGUCGACCACAAGCUCAUGGAGGGCGCUGCAAGACUGAAGGCAUGCACGAUAUCUGUAAUGGAGGACCUCGGGGUAGAGCAGAACAAGUUGCCACUUGCGCGUCAAUUCAGACUAGAACUGCAGUUGAACUGGGCUGCUGCGUCGAACCAGGUUUCGAGCGCAAUCUAUUCACCGCUCACUUGCGCUAUAUUGACUGGUUCCAUUCAACGAGUGUUCUUUCGGACGUAUACUCGACUCAGGUAA